Erythranthe guttata (spotted monkey flower) is the source of this 684-nucleotide messenger RNA. The record is from RefSeq and is a predicted model, not a curated record. NCBI's taxonomy places the organism in Eukaryota, Viridiplantae, Streptophyta, Magnoliopsida, Lamiales, Phrymaceae.
AUGGAAGUCCUGAUGGUGCACAUAAACUGUUUGAUCGAAGGUCUAGGAGAACAACAGGCUUUUGUCGGCACAUUCUAUGAAAGCAUAGCUUCGGCUUCGUUUUAUAAAUCAUAUCUUGGCCAGACCGUACGCAACAGUGGCUAUGUUCCACCGAAGUACGUAAACGGAGGAAUAUACUCGAGAAAAUACGAUGUUUACAGUUUCGGUGUACUUAUACUACAGAUCCUAAGUGGGGAGAAGACUGCAUGUCUAUACGGUUUGCAUAAGAACGUAAACCUUCUAGAGCCUGCAUAUGAAAUUUGGGAAGGCGACAAAUGCAUGGAUUUUAUGGAUCCAUCACUGGACAAUAAUUCAUCCCCAUGCAAAAUGAAGAGGUGCAUGCAAGUGGCUUUGUUGCGUGUUCAAGAAAAAUGGGAAGAUAGGCCAUCUAUGUUGGAUGUUUCAUCGAUGCUAAAAAGUGAAACGGAAAUCGUGCCGACUCCUAAAAUUCCUGCUUUCUCGAUAAAUAAAACUUCACAUCUCGAAUCUGUUUGUUCGGAAGUAUACAGUAUACAGUUCGGAAGUAGAAGUUUGUUCGGCCAACAUGUUGACAAUUACCCAAGAAAUACCCCAAUAAUGCUUCAAUCUUCAACCAAAGAGUCUGGAGUUGCAACUCACAUCUCGAAUGAGCCUGACGCUUGGUGA